AUGCAGCUCACUUCCUACCUCGUCUCGGCCAUCCUGGCUGUCACUGCCGUCGCCUCCCCCACACCCGCCGUCGAGAAGCGUGCCACCAAGUGGUGCGACGCCUUUGGCUCUCUCGCAACCAGCGGUUACACCGUCUACCACAACAACUGGGGUGCCAAGGACGCCACUUCCGGCUCUCAGUGCACUACCUUCGAGUCUGCCAAGUCUGGAUCUAUCGCUUGGUCUUCCACCUGGACCUGGAACGGUGGCCAGGGCAAGGUCAAGUCCUACUCCAACGUUGCUCUUGAGAAGGUCAACAAGCCGUUGUCUGCUAUCAAGUCUAUCCCCUCCAAGUGGACCUGGAGCUACACUGGCUCCAACCUCGUUGCUGAUGUCGCCUACGACCUCUGGCUCGCCCCCUCCGUCGGCGCCAACAACAAGUACGAGAUCAUGAUCUGGCUCGGCUCAUACGGCGGUGCUGGCCCCAUCUCCCGCACGGGCAAGAAGAUUGCUUCCCCCAAGAUUGCUGGCACCACCUGGAGCCUCUUCGAGGGCCCCAACGGCGACACCACCGUCUUCUCUUUCGUCGCCCCCAAGAACAUUGGCAACUUCAACGGCGACCUGAUGGGCUUCUUCAACUACCUCACCUCCAGCCAGGGCGUUGCCAAGACCAACGUCGUCACCUCCCUCCAGGCCGGCACUGAGCCCUUCUCUGGAACCAACGCCGUCUUCAAGACCUCCGCUGUCUCCAUCAAGGUCCAGUAA
Messenger RNA from Colletotrichum truncatum, 744 nucleotides. RefSeq names its product xyloglucan-specific endo-beta-1,4-glucanase A 1. Gene Ontology annotation, molecular function: cellulase activity. The record is from RefSeq and is a predicted model, not a curated record. Gene Ontology annotation, biological process: polysaccharide catabolic process. NCBI's taxonomy places the organism in Eukaryota, Fungi, Ascomycota, Sordariomycetes, Glomerellales, Glomerellaceae.